GUUCUGAUUGGUCGGAGCUGUGACUCCUGCUGGGUAUAAAACCCCUCCCCCUCCUGAAGAGAGAGCAGACGGAGCGCGCGACACUUUCUCUCAGCUUUACCGGAACAUUGAGAGAUGUGCUGAGUGUUUAUUGGAUCAGUGAGAGAUAAAGAGAAGAAGAGGGAGAAAACGAUGGCGCUCAAAGCCCUGAUUUUCCUCACAGUUUCUCUCCAUCUUUCAUCAGCAGUCACAUACUCUCUGCAGUACUUCUACACUGGAGCUACAGGAAUAAAUUUCCCAGAAUUCACUGCUGUUGGUCUGGUGGAUAGAGAGCAGUUUGUGUACUAUGACAGUAACAUCAGGAAGGUGAUCCCAAAGACGGAGUGGAUACAGAAGGUCGACACUGACGAUCCGGAUUACUGGAACAGACAGACACAGAGUGCGCAGGGUUCUCAGGAGUGGUUCAAAGCCAAUUUGCCUAUCGUAAUGCAGGGCUUUAAUCACACUGCAGGAGUUCACACAUAUCAGAGGAUGUACGGCUGUGAGCUGGAUGAUGACGGCACCACUAGAGGAUACGAUCAGGAAGGUUAUGAUGGAGAAGAUUUCAUCAGUUUUGAUCUGAAAACUCUCACCUGGACUGCAGCUAAACCUCAAGCUGUGAAAACCAAACACAAGUGGGAUAAUAAUCCUGGUAACACUGUGCGCUGGAAGGGCUACCUGGAGAACAGGUGUAUCGAGUGUAUAAAGAAGUACGUGAAUUAUGGCAGAGAGACUCUGGAGAGGAAAGUUCGUCCCGAGGCGUCAGUGUUCCACAAACACUCUCCUUCUCCAGAGGUGGUGUGUCACGCUACAGGUUUCUUCCCCAAAGCAGUGAUGAUCACCUGGCAGAAGGACGGAGAGGACCUGAUUGAGGACAUGGAGCUCACAGAGACGUUACCCAACCAGGAUGGAAGCUUCCAGAAGAGGAGCAUUCUGAAAGUCCCAGCUGAGGAGCUGCAGAAACACAAAUACACCUGCGUGGUUCAGCACAGCAGCUUGGGGGAGGAGAAGAUAGUCCUAGAAGUACCGAAAGAUGGAGGAUCAGAUGGAGGGCAGAUUGGAGUCGUCAUUGGUGUCGUUGUGGCCGUCGUCGCUCUCGUUGCUGUUGUCGCUGCUGUUGUCUUCUUGACGAAGAGGAACUCUGGAUUCAAACCUGUUCCCCCCAAACCCUCCUCUGAAGGAGAUUCUUCCUCCAACAACUCUUAAACUGAGGCUGUGUGUCUUCCUGCUGGAGUGAGAGAGAGAGAGGAGGAGAUGGAGAUGAGGAACACACACGCAGACACACACACGUUACUCCAGUGGGUAAUCUGCUCUCGGUGUGGGAUUUUUAUUUUAUGGCUUUUUAUUGUGAAUCUGUUAUUGCUGUAAAAUGGGAUUAUUAGAUUGUUCGGGUUUUUUCGGUGUAAAUUCUCAUAAUUUGUGUUUGGGUUAGAUGUGAGUGUGUAUGAGCUUCUUUCCUCUGUUCAUUUAUCCCCUGAUUUACUGCAGAAUUUAAUCCCGUCAUAACGUCAGGACACGACAGGUUUGAUUUCCGUCUUUGACCUUUUAAUCCAGUGCGAUUUUCCUCAGCAGCUGUUUGUGGAGCUGAUUUGUGCGUCUCAGACAGGAAGUGUGUGAAGCUUCAGAUGUGAUGCGUGUUGAACAGAUUUGACUAAAGUGUAAAAGAUGAGGAGUGACGCAGCAGAAGCAGGAGUUCAUGCUGGAUGAUCAGCGCUCAAAGCUUUUAUUUUCUCCACAAGUGGAAAACACAAAGCAGCUAAAUGACAUGGCACUGAUUCCAUUAUUGAUUAUUUAACUCCAUUUAAAGCAAAAACCAAUCCGUUCAACACGCUGACGCAUCUGUACGACCCGAAUCUCUCCCACAAUCCCUCUGUUCUGUCUGUGGAACUCUGAGUGAAUAAUAAAGUGUAUUUUCUUCA
Molecule: messenger RNA, 1937 nt
Organism: Neoarius graeffei (lesser salmon catfish)
Lineage: Eukaryota; Metazoa; Chordata; Actinopteri; Siluriformes; Ariidae
Product: class I histocompatibility antigen, F10 alpha chain-like
Exons: 9
Coding region: 172-1224 (350 amino acids)
Biological process (GO): immune response
Cellular component (GO): external side of plasma membrane
Source: RefSeq, a predicted model, not a curated record